Messenger RNA from Trichomonas vaginalis G3, 498 nucleotides. RefSeq lists its product as uncharacterized. The annotation marks the transcript as partial. The transcript has a single exon. The record is from RefSeq and is a predicted model, not a curated record. Lineage: Eukaryota; Parabasalia; Trichomonadida; Trichomonadidae.
AUGGACAUGCCUUUCGAUGUUAGUGAACCUCAAGUUGAAGGACACGACGGCUUUGCCAGAUUCUACUGGAAACAUGACGAACAAUUGCAUCCUUUGAGAAGGAAAAAAGGAAAAGGUGAAGACGCACAUGCUCCCAUGGAAAGAACAAGAUAUGCAUAUGAAAAGUAUCGUGAAGUUAGAAGUCAAAUUACAUCUGGUCGAACCUUUACAGUAAACUUUGACGAAGGAAAGAACAAAGAAGGCUUCAUGGGAGUACUUGCUGCAAUUCAAGACGGAAAUAAGAAAGGACACAAUCUCAGAUUGACCAUAACAGAUUUGGAUGGUCACAUUUACUAUGCACAUGGCAAUGAACAAACAGCCGCAAAACUUCUUGACGCUUUCAAGACUACAAAGAGAGAACAAAUGGUUGACUCCGACUCAGACAUUUUGAAUGCAAUUGAAGGAAUUGCAAGUGUCAAGUUCGAAUGGUACCAACCUAACCCUCAAGCAGUCAGACAA